Messenger RNA from Nyctereutes procyonoides (raccoon dog), 3745 nucleotides. RefSeq names its product solute carrier family 35 member B3 (gene SLC35B3). The transcript has 11 exons. The record is from RefSeq and is a predicted model, not a curated record. Lineage: Eukaryota; Metazoa; Chordata; Mammalia; Carnivora; Canidae. Gene Ontology annotation, molecular function: 3'-phosphoadenosine 5'-phosphosulfate transmembrane transporter activity. Gene Ontology annotation, biological process: transmembrane transport. Gene Ontology annotation, cellular component: endoplasmic reticulum membrane; Golgi membrane. Bases 2161 to 3270 code for a protein of 369 amino acids.
GCCGGCGAUGCGAGCCCCCUGCGAGGAGGCGGCGACCGCGGUGGAAAGCGCAGGAGUAGGCGGAGAGGAGAAGGAGAUGCUUUGUGGGAAAUUUCAGUGGCGAUGUCAGUAUUUUGGCACAAAUGUCCAAGAAGUGACAGUGCUGGAGGGAUUUAACUCUACAUGUCCGGCACAGAACUGCGGCUCCUAAGAUUGCCAAUAGGUGUGUUAAAAGCAGCAAAUGGUCGGCAAGGAGCAGGAUCCUGUUGAUUAAAACGGUGCUUACUAAAGUGCGAUAGAGUCCUUCAUUUCCUAUCUUACACUUUCACUAUGUGCAGAAACAGUGAAAAUGAUUUGGUCUCUUCCCUGAAAGAUUUCAUAAGCUUGUGAGAGAAGCAGACCUAAAAACAAAAAGUUAUGCCGUUAUGACCUAGGUAUUUGUAAAAAUAUCCGUAAAGUGCUAGGAGAGUCCUGAGAAUCAACCAGCUUAUAAUGUAUAGGACUUUAAUCAGAAGUGCAGCAUACUGAGCAUUCAUGUUGAGCAGCGUGAAAGGGAUCAGAACGGGAAGAAGAGAUUAAACAGGCUAAUCUAGUGAUCUACACAAGAGAAAACAGCUACUGGUGGUAGGGUCAGAAACAGAUUCUUGGUGUAGUUAUGGAUGUAGAGUCAUCAGGAACCUUGGCAAAACAGAAUGUGGAGAAAAGGAAAGGAUCUAAUAAAAUGCCGGUAAAUGAGAUUGGGAAUAUAGGAAGAGCAGGUUUGUUUGGAGGGGAACAUAAUGAGUUCACUUAUGCACACUUAAAAUGAGGUUUCAGUGGAAAUCAUGAGUAGAAAUGCUUUCAAAGAAGCCUUUGGAAAUAGAGGUCUGGAUCCCAGAAGAGAAGUCUGGGUUGGAAAUCCAGAUUAAUAUUUCUAGCUGCACAUCAAAAGGGUGAUGAAUCCGUGUCAGCAGACCAUAUCACACUAGCAAGUUCUAAAAGUUAAAGGACAGCCAACAUUUGUGGUCUGUCUUACUGUAUGCCAGGCACUUUUAUAUUUAUUUCAUGAAUUCCUAACAAAAAUUCUAUGCUAGGCACUUUUUUUUACCCCCCUUUCAAAGAUGUACAGCCUAACGUUCAAAAAGGUUAAGUAAUUUGCCCAAGGCUUUUCAGCUAAUCAGUAGCAAAGCUGGGUUUUGAAGUCAGAUUUGUCAAAAUCUAAAGCAUAGGGAAAGCGCCAUUCUGUACAGCUUUCUGAUAACGAUAGCUGUAAUUUUAUUGAGUCAUUACAGUAUGCCAGCCAUUUUUGCUAAGUUAAAAACACCUCAGCAGAAGGUGAUUGGGGGAGAAAUUUUGGAAACAAUAAAAACAGGAAAGAAGUCUUCUAUUCUCUCCGCAUAAACAUAUAAUCAUUAUUUGUACAUUCCCAACCUCUGUUUUCUAUACGAUAUUUAGCAUUGCUCAUGAAGUUUGCCAACACCAGAGUACCUUUGAAAAAUUGUAUUCAGGUAGACAGCAAAGUGAUUGCAAGGUGGGGUGUUGAGGGCAUCCAGGGCAAGGGCCAGUUUAUUUGGCUCAUCUGAGUAUUUUGGUGCAGAGUAUGCUAGAUACCAAGGAUGCAGAGACAAGUAAGAUUUGAGUCUUGCCUUUCCAGUUUUCUUCUCUCCCAACUGUGGGGAUUAAGGAGAGUAUGACAAAAGAAGUAAAACUAAAGUUUAUUUCAAAUCCUGACCUAGAGAAUGAAGACAUUAAGGCUGAAAGAACAUCAUGAACAUAAGGCAAGGGUGUUUAAAAGUCCAUGGUGUAUUUAGGGAAUGCGAUAGUAGUUCAUUGUGGGCAGUUCAGGGCUUGAUUGAAAGAGGUAGAGGGUGGAGAAGCUUACCUGGGGCCAGAUUUAUUUGAAUAGUACUCUAUAGCCAUGCCUGCACACAUGGAAAGUAGUUACUUGGGUUUUUGUUUCUUCUACAUUCAAGAUCAUUUAAAGCAUGAUCUAUAAAGAAAGUCAGAUCUCAAGGGUAUCCUGCAAGAUGACUUAAAAAGUCUUAACUCAGAGAUGACUGAUUGAAGCAGUGUGGGAAGGAAGAACGAUAUAUAAAGAAGAAGAAACAGGACUUGCCUCAGCAAGCACAAGAAACACUGAACAAAGGAGAGGAAACCAACAAAGAUAAUUUUAGAAGCACUGAAUGCAGCAAAACAAGAACAAUGGAUCUCAAGUUCAACAACUCCAGGAAAUACAUUUCUAUCACUGUCCCUCCCAAAACACAGACAAUGUCACCACACAUCAAGUCAAUAGAUGACAUUGUAGUGCUUGGCAUAAAUCUCAGCAGAUUUAACAAACUUACUCAGUUUUUCAUAUGUGUUGCUGGAGUUUUUGUAUUUUACCUAAUUUAUGGAUAUUUACAGGAAUUAAUAUUUUCAAUGGAGGGUUUUAAGUCUUAUGGCUGGUACCUUACUUUAGUACAGUUUGCAUUUUACUCCAUAUUUGGCCUAAUAGAACUUCAGCUUAUUCAGGACAAAAGGAGAAGAAUACCAGGAAAAACCUACAUGAUAAUAGCUUUUCUAACUGUGGGUACUAUGGGGUUAUCAAAUACUUCCUUGGGCUACCUGAAUUAUCCUACCCAAGUCAUCUUCAAGUGCUGCAAAUUGAUUCCUGUUAUGCUAGGAGGAGUUUUUAUUCAAGGGAAACGUUAUAAUAUUGCAGACGUGUCUGCUGCAGUAUGUAUGAGUCUUGGCCUGAUAUGGUUCACCCUGGCUGACAGCACGAUUGCACCAAAUUUCAACCUGACAGGUGUGAUUCUUAUUUCCCUGGCACUAUGUGCAGAUGCUGUCAUUGGAAAUGUCCAAGAGAAAGCUAUGAAACUGCAUAAUGCUUCUAAUUCAGAAAUGGUUUUGUAUUCAUAUUCAAUUGGUUUUGUGUACAUUUUAUUGGGAUUGACAUGCACUAGUGGAUUAGGCCCUGCAGUAACAUUUUGUUCAAAGAAUCCAAUUCAGACCUAUGGUUAUGCUUUCCUUUUUUCCCUCACUGGGUAUUUUGGAAUCUCCUUUGUUCUGGCUUUGAUUAAAAUUUUCGGUGCACUUCUUGCUGUAACAGUGACAACAGGAAGAAAAGCCAUGACCAUUGUACUUUCAUUUAUGUUCUUUGCUAAACCAUUCACAUUUCAGUACGUAUGGUCUGGUUUGUUAGUUGUCCUCGGUAUAUUUCUCAAUGUUUACAGCAAAAAUAUGGAUAAAAUAAGACUACCAUCACUGUAUGAUCUGAUAAACAAAACACUGGAAAUGAGAAAGUCAAGGACGUUGGCACAAACUGUGUAGGGAGUGAUUCGUCCUCUUUAAAAUAGAAUUCUAAGGGAACAAUCAUCAAAUAAUUAAUCUUCCAAAGGGAUUAUUACAAAAACCAAAGGAUCUGAAGGCAUGCUAUCCUUUUGUGGAUAGGUCACCUGUGAAGUCAGCCUCUUCCUCAGAGCACUUGUUUAACUGUUUGACUUCUGAAGCAAUCAAGAGAGCCACAUUUGCCACACCUUAGAAUAAAAUGUCAGUGUGAAGGACUCAUUUAGCAGUCUGUUGAGAAUUUCACUGGAAGUGGACCAUGCUGCAAAACUAAUUGGAUAUCAUUAUGAUAUAUCAAAGAAAUUGAUAUAAUAAUAUCAAUUAAUUGUUUUGUCUUCAUUCCAUUUUGUUGGUGUUAUUUAAAUGAUUCUCUGUUAUAAGAGUGAACAGAUGAUUUAAAGUCUAGAAAGAAUUUCAUUAUAAUAAAAAAUAUUCUGUGAUUUUUUUUAAUAAAUGUGUU